Messenger RNA from Schistocerca cancellata (South American locust), 1021 nucleotides. RefSeq names its product carboxypeptidase B-like. The record is from RefSeq and is a predicted model, not a curated record. Gene Ontology annotation, molecular function: metallocarboxypeptidase activity; zinc ion binding. The transcript is spliced from 8 exons. Gene Ontology annotation, biological process: proteolysis. Lineage: Eukaryota; Metazoa; Arthropoda; Insecta; Orthoptera; Acrididae. The coding region runs from base 44 to 1021 and encodes 325 amino acids.
GUGUCGCCAACAGCGCCAGAGAGACAUACAGCAGCAGACUGCGAUGCGCGGUUCUGGACUGCACCUUCUGCCGCUGGCGGCGCUGCUGGCAUCGGCAGCGGCCGCGUUCUCCUACCGGGGAUAUGAGGUGCACCGACUGGUGGCCACAGAGGAGCAGCUGCCUGCAGUGGCGCGCCUCAGGCACGACGCCAGGCUGGACUUCUGGUCACGGGCGCUGGUGGCUGGCCAGCCAGUAGAUGUGAUGGUGCCACCGAGCCUGAUCCACAGCUUUCACCGGUACCUCGAUCGACACGGCGUUCUGUAUCACUUACUUGUCACAGACGCUGAGGAUGUCCUCCAGAGAGAGAGAGAGCUGAACCACCAGCGGGUGAAGACUGGGACUGCUGUUACUGGCGAAUCACGGAUAUCGUUCACGGAAUACCACCGCUACGACGAGGAGCGACUGUGGAGAAAGACGCGAUCUCCAACAUCUGCUGAAUGCGUAGGAGUGGAUGCGAACAGGAACUUUGACUUCCAUUGGAUGGAGGUAGGUGCUAGUGACGACCCGUGUGCGACUACUUACGCAGGCGCUGAAGUUUUUUCCGAGCCCGAAACGAGGGCUCUGAGGGACUACAUUCUGGCGAACGCCGAUCGCAUCAAGCUUUAUCUGACGUUCCACAGUUAUGGACCUCUGAUACUUUACCCGUGGGGAUACACCACCGAGCCACCUGAAGACUGGGAAACACUGGACACACUGGGGAGAAUCGCCAACGCCGCGCAGGUAGCAGCCGGAGCUCCCAACUACACCGUGGGGACUUUCGCGGGCGCCAUGUACGCAGCCGCCGGCACCAGCGCUGACUGGGCGAAAGCCGUGGGGGGUGUGGCACUAUCGUACACACUGGAGCUUCCAGGGGGCGGCGACGCCGGCUUCGACCCCCCCACGUCCGACAUCAUUGGCAUCGUGACGCCCUUGUUCGAAGCGGUCCGAGCUUUUGGUCAGUACGUCGCUGACAACUUCGGGAGGAGCAGGCUGAGUGGUUGA